Messenger RNA from Chilo suppressalis (striped riceborer), 1970 nucleotides. The record is from the annotation of a GenBank genome assembly. Lineage: Eukaryota; Metazoa; Arthropoda; Insecta; Lepidoptera; Crambidae.
UUUUACCACGGAGAAAUUUUAGAUUCCUGUGGGAAUCCAAAAAAAAUAAAGUUAACACGGACAAAGUCGCGGGUGGCCGCUAGUAAUCACCAUAUUGUUUUGUAUUAUAAAGCACUACCUGUCAUAUAAUAAUGGGCAUAUAUCAUUGAUCUUAAUAUUCACCGGUGUACCUUUAUGGUGUAAUAAAUUAUGCAAAUGUCCAAUUUGCCUGAUAACUGGUCAAGUGCAAUAUUUACGGAUGCCAUAAAAUUGACCCUUGUUUUCUUAUCAUCCAUUUGUAGUUUAGUUUUAUACAAACUGGCACACUGUAAUGUUGAUUAAUAAACAUAAUUGGAAAAUGAAUAAGAACUCAAAUGAAGUCGAUUCAAAGGCGGACGGGUUGUUACCUACAUUCAAGGAGAAAUGUGUGUCAUGUAUCAAAGGUCCAAACUUGGCCAAAACCAUAGUUGUCGCCAUCUGCUUCGGCGUCCUCGUACAACAACUCUCGGCAUGUGUAAGGAAAUUGGCCCAUAAACCGAUAACAACAUACACGCAUUUUGAUUUCAACAAGACGAUAGCGUACCCCAGCGUCACACUCUGUCGGGAACCACCAUAUAAGUUUGAUAAAAUGAUGGAAUACGGUCUGUACGCCCACCCUCGAUUCACGUCUAUGUGGGUAAAUUACAACUUCUCUAUUCCGCUAGACCAGCUGUGGGAAGACAUCACCUACAACCCAGACGAGAUAUUUCAGCAGUACGGGUUGGAUGGGUCGAUGGAUAAUGUGGAGGUUAAGACCUACAUUGGUUUCAUACAUGGCCGUUGCUAUACGCUGUCUCCCAAGGUUUUGAGUACCAGGACAGCAAGACGUACCGGUUACUCCAUCACCCUAGUGCACAAUGCUGAUGACAUUGCCAACACGAUUGGUGUCGACCCUCCCGGGUACCACGUUUACAUACAUUACACAAGGGAAUCCUUUACUGAGAUCCCCGUGCACAACGGUGGGCUGGUGAAUUAUUUUCAUUUCAAAGUGGGCGAGACCAUUGACGUGAGCCUUACAGUCAACCAGUACGUGAUGAUCAGCAGCAGUGACGACCCCUGCGUCGACAACGACAGCUACAGCGCCAAUAAUUGUACCACCCGGCGUGUCUGGAGUGAAGUAGAACGAAUCGCUGGGUGUUCGGGACCAUGGUUAUUAGGAAGCGACUUACCGGCCUGCCAUAACUUCACAACGAUGAGAAGAUUGAUCUCAACUUAUAUGAGCUUCAUCGAGAGCCAUAACUUUAGCGUGUGCCCGCGGUUCUGUCGCUCGUAUCUCUACAAUGGCUUUAUCAACGAUCGCCAUUCGUUCGCCUGGGAUGGGCAAACCAAGCUGUGGACGGCAAAGAUAGGGAACGAUGCUUUGCAGACUCAGUUUUACAUAUACUUCAAUACAAUGAUGGUGUCCGUUUUCGAAGAACGUUAUAAUUACGAUUGGAAUACAUUCAUGUCAGAUCUUGGAGGGAGUGUGGGUUUUCUUCUUGGGCUCUCAGUUAUCAGCAUCAUGUCGAUCUUAGGAAAAUUUUGGGCGAUCUUUGUCAAACCAAAAGUCAAGAGCUCCAUUGACUCAAAUGCUGAAGUGAAAAUCAAGAGCUCCAUUGACUCAAACGCUGAAAUCAAAAUGAAGAGCAACGUUGACGCAAACGCUGAAAUCAAAAUUAGGAGCCCCAUUGACUCAAACGCUGAAAUCAAAAUGAAGAGUCCCAUUGACUCAAACGCUGAAAUCAAAAUUAAGAGCCCCAUUGACUCAAACGCUGAAGUGCCUACCGAAAAAAAGUCUUACCAGGAAAAUAGUAUCACAUGUGUGGAAAAGGAUGUGUUAAACCUUAGUUAUUAGUCACUGGCCUUAUUAAAUGCUGCAUUUUAAUAUAUAAGGAUUAAUUUACCAAGAUUUUUGUGAUCCAAGCAAAAUAUUUACAACUUAACAUGAAACAAUAAAAAUAUUUGUAAAUCCA